This is a messenger RNA of Anthonomus grandis grandis, 1809 nucleotides long. Its product is annotated as caspase-1-like. Bases 243 to 1292 code for a protein of 349 amino acids. NCBI's taxonomy places the organism in Eukaryota, Metazoa, Arthropoda, Insecta, Coleoptera, Curculionidae. Gene Ontology annotation, cellular component: cytoplasm. The transcript is spliced from 6 exons. The record is from RefSeq and is a predicted model, not a curated record. Gene Ontology annotation, biological process: apoptotic process; proteolysis.
AAUUUAAAUAAGACUAAAGAUAAUAAAGAGAAACAAAAGAUGCCCGGACACUUGAGCUGAACAAAGACAGUUAUAAUAAACAAAGAACGGGAUAACGCGAUUACUUGUAGCGUGUGUAUUGCAUUGUGGGGUAUUUUAUUUAUAAAUUGUAACUUUGGCGUCUUACGUUUUAUAUUCGCGUCUACGGGAGGUCGUACCGCCACAGAUUUUCUAAGAUUUUGUCUACAAAUCGGCUUCCCGCCAUGGAUAAUGGAGAGGAUCAGGUAGGAAAUGGAAGAAAGGAAGAAGUCUACCAUGACGCCGAAGAUAUGUGCCUCAAUGGUAACGGAUUCGAGAGCCACGAUGGUACCAAGAAAAUUCCAUCGCAUAACGACGAAGGUGAUGCUCUCGGUAGACCUGGUGAGCGUCCUGGAGAGGUAACAGCCCAAAUGCCAGUAGCCAAAUAUGCCACCCACUAUAAAAUGGACCACAAGCACAGGGGCAAAGCCCUAAUUUUUAACCACGAAGUGUUCUCAUGUGGCAGCUUGAAAUCCCGUUCUGGCACUAAUGAAGACUGUAGCAACCUGGAGAACUGUCUGAAAUGCCUUGGGUUUGAUGUGGAGGCUUAUCAUAAUUUGACUUAUGCUGAAUUGGAUGCUAAAAUUAAACAAGUUGCCGACAUGAAUCAUUCAAACCAUGACUGCCUUUUUGUGGCGGUACUUUCCCAUGGGGAAUUGGGAAUAAUUUAUGCCAAGGAUACCGCUUAUAAGCCGGAAUCGCUUUGGUCCAGAUUUACGGCAGAUCAAUGUCCCAGUCUAGCAGGAAAACCAAAAAUGUUUUUCUUACAAGCUUGCCAAGGGGAUAAACUGGACGGGGGCGUGAAUUUAAGGUCGAAUUUAGGCAGAACUGAAACUGAUGGGGAAGUACAUCAUAACAGUUAUAAAAUACCUGCUCAGGCUGACUUUUUGAUUGUGUAUUCUACUGUUAAAGGUUACUACUCUUGGCGUAACACGACUAAAGGUUCCUGGUUCAUUCAAGCGUUAUGCGAAGAAUUACGUCAUCGAGCCCACCACAGCGACUUACUGACGAUAUUGACGUUCGUUUCCCAACGCGUCGCCCUGGAUUUCGAGAGUAACGUCCCCGAUAACCAGUCGAUGCACCGGCAAAAACAAAUUCCUUGCAUCAUGAGCAUGCUCACCAGAUUCGUUCAAUUUACUUCAGUGGCAGGCACCAUGUUGGAUAAUAAUAAGGUAGAGAAAGAGGGAGACAAAUCGAAAAAUGCCUUUACAGCAUUUUUCUCCAGUAAAAAGUAGAUUGUAGAUUGUGAUCGCGAUCCGGAUUGUAUUUUUUUAUAAAUAUAAUUAUAUCGUGCCAUUGUCUUUCAAAUGUGUCUUAAUGAAAAUGUUGAUUGUCGAUUUACAUACUUUUAAUUUUAAGAAAGCUUUUUUUACAUUUAGGGCUAAAUGUAUCAAAAUACCUGAUGAAUGACAGACUCUACAGAGUAUAAGAAUUUUAAACUUUUAUGAACCAAUUUGCAUUUUAAGCCAACAUUCCAAAAUACCCAAAUCUGUCAUUUAUUUAUAUUUUUGACAAUUUAACUCUAGGUGUUUGCUAUUUAUAUCAUUAUAUAAUAGGGUUAGUAGUGUUAUUUAUAUAUUUUACGUAGGUUUAUAUUUAGGUAUUAUUUUGUUGCUCAUGUUAGGAAGUUCUCUUUAAAUGUAGAAUAAUGGAUGCAAUUUUUCCUAUGGUAUGCAAUAAGUUUAAAUUAUGUAUAUUUUUGGUCUCUCUUUAUAUUUUUAUUAUAUUGCGGAAUAAAUAAUUUAUACAGUG